Molecule: messenger RNA, 252 nt
Organism: Echinostoma caproni
Lineage: Eukaryota; Metazoa; Platyhelminthes; Trematoda; Plagiorchiida; Echinostomatidae
Source: the annotation of a GenBank genome assembly
AUGGUCAAAAAAGCUUCGGCGUCUGUGCACCUGCACGUACUGAUCAACGCUUUCAUGAAAGCUGGGUUCAAAGAAACAUUGAUUCAGCCGGUGAUGCAGCCACCAAAGGAUAAACGCGAUUUGAUCGAGGACUUUACUCAUUAUGUGUCUAUUGAUGAGCGUCAGUUUGAAGAAGAAAUCGCCUGUUUGGAAUUUGAUGCAGUGGGUAAUGUAAAAUUCUUGUAUCAAGUCUCUUUUUUAGUUAUUAGAUGA